AUGAGUGAGUCACUGAUUAAAGCUUCUAAAGUAAAAUUAGAUAUAGAGAAAUAAAUAUCAGAUCUUGAUUCUUCUAAAGCAUACAUCGUAUACCAUUCAGAUAAGGAAUUUUUGAACCUCUUCGAAUAAUCAAAAAAGAGAUUAGAAAAUGAUACACAGAUGAUAAUUAAGUAAAUUGAUGAACUUCAAGCUAGCAUUUCAUAGAUACAAAUAUAAAUAUAAAAUGAUUACAAUAUGUCAACAGAGUCCAAAUAAAUUUAAAAAAAGAAAGCUCAAAAUAUUGAAGGAUAAGUCAGAGAACUAUAAAACUAUUUAAGGAGAAUUAGCGUCAAAAAAAUGGAUGCAUUAAAAUCAGAAAAAGACAAAUACUAUCUCUAUGGAAAUAGCAAACUAAGCUAAAUUGAAAACAAUACAAUUAAUCUGCAAUUAUAAAAUAAGGAAUAAAUCACAUAAAAUUCAAGGUUGACAAACAAAAUGAUUGAUGAAGGAGUUUUGCUUCUCUAAUCAUUUAAAAACCAGUCAUAGUCUUUAAAAUCAAUACACAAGAAAGUAAUUAAUAUAGUAAAUGAGUUAGGAAUAAGUAACUAAGUAGUAAGAAUGAUAGGGCAGAGAUCUAGUACAGAUAAUAUUAUCAUUUGUGUCUUAUUUGUUGUCUUAAUGAUUUUCAUUGCUAUUUGCUAUUAUAUCAUUCGUCCUAUGGUAAAAGGAUAUAGCGAGUGA
Messenger RNA from Tetrahymena thermophila SB210, 720 nucleotides. Its product is annotated as vesicle transport V-SNARE protein. Gene Ontology annotation, molecular function: SNAP receptor activity; SNARE binding. The transcript has 3 exons. The record is from RefSeq and is a predicted model, not a curated record. Lineage: Eukaryota; Ciliophora; Oligohymenophorea; Hymenostomatida; Tetrahymenidae. Gene Ontology annotation, biological process: vesicle fusion. Gene Ontology annotation, cellular component: Golgi apparatus; endoplasmic reticulum membrane; late endosome membrane.